Gymnodraco acuticeps is the source of this 1432-nucleotide messenger RNA. Its product is annotated as sterile alpha motif domain-containing protein 9-like. Gene Ontology annotation, molecular function: protein binding. Bases 136 to 1356 code for a protein of 406 amino acids. Gene Ontology annotation, cellular component: cytoplasm. NCBI's taxonomy places the organism in Eukaryota, Metazoa, Chordata, Actinopteri, Perciformes, Bathydraconidae. The record is from RefSeq and is a predicted model, not a curated record. The transcript has a single exon.
AAGUGCAAGGAGUCUCCAUUACAGAAUGUGUCUGUCACCCACAAACUGAGUGAUCAAGAGAAAAGAAAGUUUGCUGGAAAACGUAAGGUACUUGAAGAACGAUAUGAGCCUGAAUUCAUCUUGACAUUUGUUCUGAUGAGCGAAGGAUUCAGUGAUGAAUAUGUUCAACACUUUGUGGAACAUUUGCUUCAAGGCAUUGACCGCCAGUCUGUGGUCACACGCCUCAUUUGCUAUGUUGCACUGCUGAACACUUAUGUCCAAAACUCCUUCAUCUCUCAGUCCCAUUGUCAAGCUUUGCUUGCCUUUACCAUUCGUUUAGAAAGGUUUCGCCAGCAUGGGUUUGAGAAAUCACUCAGUGAUCAGGCUAAACUAGUCUUCUUGCAUCUUAAAGAUGAGAAGACACACAUUGAAUCAAUCAGAAUCAUUCAUCCACUGGUUGCAAAGGAAAUUCUCCAUCAACUUUUGGAGAAUCAACAGACCCAAAGCAGUUUAGCAAUGGAUUUGCUCUGUGAGAGUGUGCUUUUUGAGCACAGAUUUGGAAGGGACGAAUAUCAGUCGUUUUUGAGAGCACUUUUCUUAAGGCGAGCCAGAAUAAGCAAAGGGGAUAAAACUGAUAGUUUUUUUGCUCCUCUGAUUGAGCAUGUUUGUGAAAAGGAGAAAAGCCCAGACAAGGCAAUUGAGUUACUCAAGGAAGCAUUCGAUUGUUUCCAUAAAGAUCCAUUCUUUGCACAACAACUUGCUCGUCUUCAUUAUACUUAUGAAAAGUUUGAAGAUGCAAAACAGUGGGCGGAGACAGCAGCCAAACAGCUGCCAAACAACUGCUACAUACUAAACACAAAGGGGCAGGUGUACAAAAAAUGGUUCCAAGCUAAAUGCAAAGCUAUUGACAAUAAACCAAAGACAGCAGAACAAAUAGCAGAUGCUGUGGAGACUGCACUGAAUGCUGUGAAGUGUUUUCAAGAGUGUGAAAAAGCAGCUGUUGCUGAUAAGGAUACCCAUAACAGCUCAGGGUUUUUUUCUGAAGUUGAGGUUGCAUGCAGCUUGCUCAAACUGAUCUCUUCAUCGCAAGUGUUUGCCAACAAAGCAAGUCGCCAUUCAGAGUGUAUGAAGUACCUGUUAACAGAUUACAUUCCUGAGGAAGUUGAAGAGGCAUGGCAACCCUUUCAUGUCGGUUUUAAAAAACCUUCACAAGACAACACAAGAUGCCUUGGAAUGGAUCUCAGAAGACCUCAGUUACUUCCAGACGACAUAGAUUUGGAUGGAGAAGAGACCCCUGAAUGUCCUGAGGGGAUGAUAAGUCAUCCACUGAAAUGGUUGGCAAAAAAAAUCUUCAGAGUAUGGAAAGUACUUCAGUGAAGCUUAUUUUAGUACACUUCAGGGGCAAUCAACCCCUGCCAAUCUCACUUCUUUCCAAAAACGCAUGAUCAUCUAU